Molecule: messenger RNA, 924 nt
Organism: Acaulospora morrowiae
Lineage: Eukaryota; Fungi; Glomeromycota; Glomeromycetes; Diversisporales; Acaulosporaceae
Source: the annotation of a GenBank genome assembly
AUCCACAACGUUCCACAUUCGAUACUCCUUAUUUUAACCCCUAUCUCUUCACGCAUCUGCAGUAAAGUUUCUUUUUUAAUUUAUGAUAUUAUUAGUAGAGGAAGCUUUCCAACAUAUAAUUCCCUUAAUGAAAAACGUAAUUCCACGGGGAACGAAGCUUCCGAAAUGAGUUCCGAACGUGCUUUUAGUUCAAACUGGACUUCACAGUAUAAUAACAAGUUUACAAAGGAGCCUGCAAGAUCCAAUAGUAUGAUAACGAACCGAGAUCUCGCAAGAUCAGCCGAACUGAAACGUUUGUCCAGCAUGUCUGGGAAGAAAGACCUUUCGGAUUUACAAAUUCCCACCAUUACUGAGAAUGCGGAAGAUGUAACUGGUUUGAAAGGCCGCAUCAGACUUCAGAGAACCGGGGAACGUCAAAACUCUCGAAAUUGGGCAGACCAACAGCGGAAAAAUAUCCAGGCUUAUGAAUACUUGUGUCACAUCGGCGAAGCUAAAGAAUGGAUAGAAUCAUGCGUCGGUGAAGAAAUUGAUCCUGUCAUAAUGCUAGAAGAAAGUCUUAGAAAUGGAAUUGCACUGGCAAAGUUGGCUAGAUCUUUUGAACCUUCUGUCGUUAAAAGAAUAUUUGAGUCGCCAAAGUUGCAAUUCCGUCAUUCGGACAAUAUCAAUUACUUUUUUGCUGCAAUAAAAAAAGUCAAAUUACCAAAUAUUUUCUGGUUUGAAUUAACGGAUUUAUAUGAAAAGAAAAAUAUUCCAAAAGUUAUCUAUUGUAUACAUGCUCUAAGUCACUUGUUGUCGAGAAGAGGUCUUACAACCAGGAUCAAAAACCUGGUGGGAAAAUUAGAAUUCACAGAUGAACAACUGCAUAUGACACAAAAGGGAUUAGACGCAUCAGGAGUUACCAUGCCUAGUUUUGCUAAUGUUGGG